UAUAUUCUGUGAAGUCGCCCACCACGUCGAACUGGACUGAGGCGGCUUCCGUAGGAGUGUGAGUGGUUGGAGUGUGACGCAGAAGCGCUGAACGGGCAGAACAUUUCUAGUGUCAAGAUGGCGACAUCGGAGCCGAAAGCACCAGAAACAGAGGAUCAACCGACUGAGAGCCCGGUCGUUGCAAAUCCUGAGCAGUACAUCAAGCACCCCUUGCAAAACAGAUGGGCCCUGUGGUAUUUCAAAAACGAUAAGAGCAAAAGCUGGACAGAGAACCUGCGUCUCAUUUCCAAGUUUGACACAGUGGAGGACUUUUGGGCGUUAUACAACCACAUACAGCAACCUAGCAAACUUGGCUUCGGCUGCGAUUAUUGUUUAUUUAAGGAUGGGAUCAAGCCGAUGUGGGAGGACGACAGGAACAAGCUGGGGGGCCGAUGGCUGAUGACCCUCAACAAACAACAGAGACACAAUGAUCUGGAUCGUUACUGGAUGGAGACCCUCUUGUGUUUAGUCGGUGAAUCGUUUGAUGAGGCAAGUGAAGAUGUGUGUGGAGCCGUGGUCAACGUCAGACCCAAGGGUGACAAAAUAUCCAUCUGGACAAGCAACUGCCAAAACAGGGACGCCAUCAUGACGAUAGGUCAAAAUUACAAGGAGCGUCUGAGCCUCCCUAUCAAAGCUGUGAUUGGCUACCAGUCACACGACGACACAUCCAGCAAGAGCGGAUCCACCACCAAGAACAUGUACUCAGUUUGAACCACCCAACCCCCCCCAACCCCUCAUUUCAACUCGCUGUAGAUUUAAACAAUUACCAAACCGCAUCAUCACAAUAAUAAUUUCAGAGUUGUCGACUGUAGAGUCUUUUCCUUUUAUUAAAAAGAGAAUUGUUCAUAGUGUGUACAGGCGGAGCUUCCCCAACAUGAGAAAUACGUGGGGAGAUGAUUCAAUAUAAGAGGUCAACAGAAAAAUAUACGCAAAAACGAAUGAUUUGCUUUUAGAGUUGAAGAGUUCUGUGAUAAAUACUAGUGAUCUCCCCGUGCUUAGCUAAGAGCAAGCUUUUUUUUUCACGAUUUAACGGCUUAGAGUUUAAAAACCGACAUUUCUUCAGCCUUGUGUUUUGCUCAUGUUGAGUUCUCACUCUUUACAUAAAGUGUUUCUCACCUCACGGGAAAAGACGGUACGCGACUUAUCCUCACUGAACAAAUUUUAAGGGCAAUUUUAACUUGAUUUAUCCGGAAGUGUUACGCAUGAAGAAUCUACAGUAUCUUUAAGGUGUGCUAACGCCGUGGUCACACUCCAACAUGUAGGGUUUGGAUUUAAGGCCACUUGUUGUUUCAGCCACGCUGGAAUUGUAGAAUAUUGCUUGUAGUACUUUUUGAACUUUUUUUCCUACCCCUUACAUUUAUUUAUAAUGUAUGCAUUGCAGUUGAACUAUUUAGAUGAAAUACAACCAUGAAACUUGUUUUUUUUUUUUUUUUCAAUUUGAUUUUUAUUUUUUCUCUUUUUUUGUUAUAAAAGUUAAUAAUGUGGACUACUGCAUACAGGUUACAUUUUUUACAGUGUACUAUACGGUAAGAAUUCUGACAGAAUUAGGUGUGCUUUUCACUGUUUCUUCCUAACAAAAACUGUAGAUAAUGUCACACUCCUCUCUUGGUUGAUGCAAAGGAAAGAUGAUAUUCAUUGUGAAAUGAUUUUGCUCAUAAUGUAUCUUUAUUAUUUGUAAUUCCAGGAUGUAUAUUACCUUCUUUCAAGUAAAGGUUAAGUGCUUUGCAUUAAAACCAAAA
Molecule: messenger RNA, 1778 nt
Organism: Notolabrus celidotus (New Zealand spotty)
Lineage: Eukaryota; Metazoa; Chordata; Actinopteri; Labriformes; Labridae
Gene: eif4e1c
Product: eukaryotic translation initiation factor 4E family member 1c
Exons: 7
Coding region: 118-750 (210 amino acids)
Biological process (GO): translational initiation
Cellular component (GO): eukaryotic translation initiation factor 4F complex; cytoplasm
Molecular function (GO): RNA 7-methylguanosine cap binding; translation initiation factor activity
Source: RefSeq, a predicted model, not a curated record